AAUCUGAAUACUGCUGUUAUAAAAAGAAGAGAAGUUAUCAUCAUGAGUAACCAAGAAAACUUGGAGAUGGCCCACAGGCAACAUGUAAAAUAUUUCAUGCGGUUCCUAGAUAUCUUGCCUUCAUCAUUGUCUUCACAUGAUACAACUAGAGUAACAAUAGCAUAUUUCUCAGUAGCCGGGCUGGAUGUGCUCGGCGCCAUUACCUCUAUAUCUGUAGAGCUGAGGUCCCGGAUUAUAGAAUGGCUGUAUCAUCUGCAAGUGUAUCCAAAUAAAGAGACUGGGGACAUGUCUAUGUGCGGCUUCCAGGGGUCGUCAACCAUCAACAUAGAUCUGCAUCCCGAAAACGCGCAUUAUCGCUGCGGACACCUCGCCAUGACUUACACAGCGCUAAGCACUCUCGUCACAUUAGGUGAUGACCUUAGUAGGGUCAACCGGAAGGCGUUAGUAGAAGGUGUAAAGGCGCUUCAGACAGAAGAGGGCAACUUCGCAGCGACGCUGUCGGGUUGUGAGUCCGAUAUGCGGUUCGUGUACUGUGCGGCGUGUAUCAGCUACAUACUGAACGACUGGUCUGGCUUCGACAAGGAGAAGGCUGCCGACUAUAUUAUUAAAUCAAUAGGCUACGACUACGGCAUCGCGCAGUGCCCCGAGCUAGAGUCACACGGCGGCACCACGUACUGCGCGCUCGCCACGCUUCACCUCACCGAUCAACUGCACAAGCUCUCCAACCAACAGGUCGAGGGCCUCAAGCGCUGGCUGGUCUUCCGACAAAUCGACGGCUUCCAAGGCCGCCCCAACAAACCUGUCGACACAUGCUACAGCUUCUGGGUAGGUGCUUCCCUAAAAAUCCUCAAAACCCUAAAAUACACUAAUUACGCGAGCAACAGAGGAUACGUCUACGAAACGCAAGAUUUAGUCGUCGGUGGCUUCUCAAAAUGGCCGGACACUUGCACAGAUCCGAUGCACACUUAUUUAGGGUUAGCGGGACUUAGUUUGAUAGGAGAGAAGGGGCUGUUGAAGAUUGUGCCGAAUUUAAAUAUUACUAAGAGAGCGUUUGAGCAUUUGAAGAGUUUACACGAGCAGUGGGCUAAGGAGUCAUAGUGAUGGCAGGGUUUGUUAGGCGUAGUAUACAUGAAAUCGCGUGUAAACUUCGAGCGAUUUGCACAGAAGACUCUGAUGCUUACGAUACGGACAUCUUACCUUUAUAAUACUUUUCAUAUGGCCUGGGCCGAUGACAGUGUUUAUCUCCAUACAAUUUAUUACCUUGAAACACUAAACAAGAAAAUAAUUAUAAAAUAGCUAUCACUGAAUUCAAGGUUUGUGAAAAAGUUAAAAAUCAAACGAUAGGCAAAAGCUACGAAGCGCGAUUUUACGUAUACUACCUUUAGUACCUUGUUAUCUUGUUAAAAUCUGGUUAGAAGAUGUAAGAUGUUUCAUAAUUUUAAUAAAUAUAUGAAUUAUGUGGAGCUGGCACGAAUAAAUCUGAAUUUACAUAUGGGUCUGUAUAUGGUCUGAGCACACCGGCUACGCAAGUGCCUGAUAAUGUUGACCCGCAAACGCACUCGUUACGCAAGCGGUGUGUCAUCUUUCAUAACAAUUUGUAUAAUUCAACACACAUGUGCGCGCAUCUGGUGUACCGGCCUUUAGAUGAUUUGUUUUGGUUCGUGACAUAUCUUUAGAUCUUAUUUUUAUGAAUCCUUUACAUAUUUUAACUAAUUUUCAAUUAAGUUAGUGUGCACGGGAAAACGUCCCAGUUUGUCGAUUGCUAUAAAGCCGCUUUGUCAAUUUAUUCAUAUAAAGAUACAAGUAAAUCUCGCCUUAAUGGUAACCGACAAAGUGGGACGUUUUACUAAACACACUCACUAUAAGUGAAUUUUAAUGUUCAAUGUUCCUGUAUGAAAUGCGUUUUUAUUUAAAUUAUGGAUAAGUACUUAAAGGUCGAUGCAUACGUUACGUGAAUCCACAGUGAUGCUCUUAAGCAAAAGGUGCCACAUUAUUGGUACACUAGGUACAGUCAAGUGCAAAAAUACGUAUCGAAAUAAUCGUCUCAUAAAUAUGGUACUACACUCUUAUUACAUCGGACUAAGAUGCUAUAGGACAUAUUUUUGAGUAAGAUGUGUACAUCCAUAUUUUUACACUUGACUGUACCAGUUUCUUAGAGAAUUCUUAUAUUUAUACUAUCACGUGUGUUAGAUGGCUCAAUUUGUCACAUUGUAGAAAUUUCUUGUAACUAGUAUAAAAUUGAUAUUCGUUUAAUUUCAAUGACCUAAAAUCAGUAUUUCAGUUAUAACACUUCUUUCCCUAUAUUGAAAAGUAAAAAAUCACGGAUUGUAUGCAGCGACCUUAAAGAGUUCACAGCUAGGUCGGUUCUCCAUACAGACGUAUUUACGCUCUUAUUUUAGUUAAAAUGGUAAUAAUAAUAGUAAAAAAAUACAAUGAAUUUAACAUUAUCCAAACUUGUUUUCGCUCUAUUUAGUUUGUUUUGUAUGCUGGAGCAAUAUAAACUUAUUUCAGCCCGGGAUAUGUCUAGAGUUUCAGCAUGUGCUAUAUGAAGUAUACUUAUACUUUGUCACACAAUUACAAUUCGAUUGCCCUUACAAUUCAACAUUCGGUUAUAAAAUUAGAAAGAAACUUUUGUAUGGGAAGGUGAAAUCCGGCUGAGCUUGCCGGGGACUCUUAAGGCGCCCCCUGACUAUCAAUCCACCGGACGGUCACGAGUCACUUCUUCGACGCUGUCACUUACUUCUAACUGACUUGUCGCCGUCCGGUGGUUUGAUCGUCAGUCCUACAGAUAGGUGUUGCAUUCUGCCUCAACAAUCAGUAACAACAACGAUUAUUAUAGUAUAGCACUUAAAGCACUUUGGGUACAAUGUAUGUUUAUGUCCUGUGCCA
Messenger RNA from Leguminivora glycinivorella, 2889 nucleotides. It is a transcript of the gene betaggt-I, whose product is annotated as geranylgeranyl transferase type-1 subunit beta. Gene Ontology annotation, biological process: protein geranylgeranylation. Gene Ontology annotation, molecular function: CAAX-protein geranylgeranyltransferase activity. The record is from RefSeq and is a predicted model, not a curated record. Lineage: Eukaryota; Metazoa; Arthropoda; Insecta; Lepidoptera; Tortricidae. Bases 43 to 1098 code for a protein of 351 amino acids. Gene Ontology annotation, cellular component: CAAX-protein geranylgeranyltransferase complex. The transcript is spliced from 6 exons.